UUCAUGGCUGACGUCAGAUCAGUUUGCGGCCCGGAUGUUGACAGUGUUACGGCAGCGCAAUGGCUGCGUCCUGUGUUUGGAAGUGCUGCGACCAGGAGAGGGAACAGGCGGCCUGUAACAGUGCCGUAGUUGUUCAGUUUUCCAACGGCAAUUUGAAAAAUACAGACCAUGUGGACUUCAGCCUAUACAGGAAUAUCGACGUAAAUGCCCCCAGGAAAAAGAGCAGACGCAUUGUUGUGGCUGAGACGGACAGGCUUUCUUACGUUGCGAAUAACUUCGGACCCGAGUCGUUGAAAUGUAACACCCUUUGCAAGUAUUAUGUAGGCGUCCUUGACAAGAACACCAAGCGCAUGGAAGUGCAUAGUGCUCAGCUCUUCAAUAUGCACCCUAUAAUCCCAGGGGAAUCCAUCCCUGAGGACAAGACUGAAAAAAGCACAGCCACAUCUUACCGGGAGAAGGUGGACUCUCUGAUCGAGGCCUUCGGUACCAACAAGCAGAAACGGGCCCUGAACUCCAGGAGGCUGAAUCUAGUGGGCAGUGAGGCUCUGCACCACGCCGUGGCCAAAGCGGCUGACGGCAUCAUCAAGCAGAGGGGCGUGGAAGCCCUGGAGCAGGACGUGGCCCAAUCACAGGCGCAGAAUGACAUCAUGCACCACCUCCCACCCUGCCACGUCGACGCUUCCCGGCCUGAAGACGUUUAUCCCUUCGAUGAGCUCCUGUCCCCAGUGGAGUACGCCGCCCUGGAGGAAGCCGGCUCUAAGUUCGCGGAGCUCUCUGCGGAGGAGCUACAGAAGAUGGAGCAGGAGGGCAGUCCCAUGACGGUGCUCCUGCUGCUGCAGACCCUCCCCAGGGACACAGAGGCGCGGGAACGCCAAGCUCGCUGCGCCUGGUACCUCAACCAGCUCGUCAGACUGUCCCACCAGAAGAUGAACAUCAACCGUAAAGCUUUCGGCGAAGGCUGCCCCCGUGUGGUCCACAAUAAAAUAAUGAGGACCUUCACCAUCGAGGUGUUUAAUAGUGGCCGGCUGCAGAGCGUGGUCCCGACAUCGAUGCGGGUGAAGCUGGCCGCCCACUGCCUGGCUCUGCUGCUCCACGUGGGCCAGUGGACGGCCGAACUGACGCUGCUGCAGCGCGACCUGGGCCUGACGGACACCAAGAUGGUGGAGGUGGCCAAGUCCAUGGGGCUGAGGUUGAGCAAGCGCUACCCUGGGGCGGGUGACAUGGCCGGCCUGGAGGAGGAGCACCGGCUGGCCACCCUGGAACUGCCUCUGGUGAAAUACGACCAACCCAAACGACAGCACAAGCGCAAGAAGAUGACCUGAGGGCUGCGGGUGGGCCCUCGGCCCGACAAACCAGGCGUGGCAUGUGACGGGGGACAGAAUGGGAGGCGUCACGUGUCACAUGACACCCUGCCCUGUUAGGACUUCCCGAUUCUGUUGAUGUAUUAUGUAAAUGUAUGAUGAUAACUGUUGCCACUGUACGCCAAGCAUAAUCUACAUCAGUCUUCAGAUUUACAUUUUACUGGAUAAAAUUGUACCAAAAGUU
This is a messenger RNA of Paramormyrops kingsleyae, 1545 nucleotides long. It is a transcript of the gene polr1e, whose product is annotated as RNA polymerase I subunit E. Gene Ontology annotation, molecular function: DNA binding. The record is from RefSeq and is a predicted model, not a curated record. Lineage: Eukaryota; Metazoa; Chordata; Actinopteri; Osteoglossiformes; Mormyridae. Gene Ontology annotation, biological process: DNA-templated transcription.